Molecule: messenger RNA, 987 nt
Organism: Oryza brachyantha (malo sina)
Lineage: Eukaryota; Viridiplantae; Streptophyta; Magnoliopsida; Poales; Poaceae
Product: temperature-induced lipocalin-1-like
Exons: 1
Coding region: 214-786 (190 amino acids)
Source: RefSeq, a predicted model, not a curated record
CAAGCAAGCAAACCAAAGCGCUCGUUUUAAGCGCUCCGGAGCCCUCCACGUAGUAAUCUUAUCCUCUCCAACCCCAAAACCCUCUCCUUAUAUAUCCACCCAUAGAUCAACUGAUCGAUCAGCGCAACAAGUUGGCAAAAUCACCUAGAGAUCACAGCAAUUCGCAGCUCGAUUCAUUCGUCACAGCGCGGUCGAGCGGCGCGCGGCGAGGCGAUGGCGGCGGCGGCGAAGAAGAGCGGGAGCGAGAUGGAGGUGGUGCGCGGGCUGGACGUGGCGCGGUACAUGGGGCGGUGGUACGAGAUCGCGUCGCUGCCCAACUUCUUCCAGCCCCGCGACGGCCGGGACACGCGGGCGACGUACGCGCUGCGGCCCGACGGCGCGACGGUGGACGUGCUGAACGAGACGUGGACCAGCAAAGGGAAGCGCGACUCCAUCCAGGGCACUGCCUACAGGGCCGACCCGGCCAGCGACGAGGCCAAGCUCAAGGUCAAGUUCUACCUCCCGCCCUUCCUCCCCGUCAUCCCCGUCGUCGGCGACUACUGGGUGCUCUACGUCGACGACGACUACCGGUACGCGCUCGUCGGCGAGCCCCGCCGGAAGGACCUGUGGGUCCUGUGCAGGGAGACGCGCAUGGACGAGGAGGUGUACGGCCGGCUGCUGGAGAAGGCCAGGGAGGAGGGCUACGACGUCGAGAAGCUGCGCAAGACGCCGCAGGACGACCCGCCGCCGGAGAGCGACGCCGACGGCAAGGGGAGGUGGUGGUUCCAGUCGCUCUUCGGGAAAUGAUCGAUGAAGGAAAUAGUAUUACUGCUACUUUCGUUUGCCUUUCUGCAGCUAGCACUGGAGAAUAAAAUGGACUUUGCAGUCUGUUACUGUAUUAACUAUAGCUAUAUCUAUAGCUAGAACAGCGUGUGUUCUUAAUUAAGGUGCAUGAUGUGUUUAUAAUGCUGUGCUUUGAAGGAACUAAAGGAGUUAUAUGGCCUUUAA